GGGGCAGACGGCUUGCCUAGUAGGAUGGAUUGUUGAAACUCCCUUGGCGAGAACUGUCAUUUAUUUCUUUUCAUUUCGGUUAAAUCACACUCUCUCGUCUUCAUCCGUCCAUCUAUCUAUCCAUGUGUCCGGACGGGUUGUGAUUCGGGCAGAAUGCGGAUCCUGCUGCUGAUUCCGCUGCUGUGGGGACUUAGUGAAGGGGCUUUUCCAAGCAGUGUCCAAAUCGGUGGGUUGUUUAUAAGAAACACGGAUCAAGAAUAUACAGCUUUCCGCUUGGCCAUAUUUCUACACAACACAAGUCCGAAUGCCACAGAGGCGCCCUUCAACCUGGUUCCACAUGUCGACAACAUCGAGACUGCCAACAGCUUUGCUGUCACCAAUGCCUUCUGUUCGCAGUACUCCCGUGGAGUCUUCACAAUAUUCGGCCUGUAUGAUAAGCGUUCAGUUCACACUUUGACGUCGUUCUGCAGUGCGCUCCACAUCUCCCUGGUAACACCCAGUUUCCCCGCAGAGGGAGAGACACAGUUCGUGCUACAGCUCCGGCCGUCCAUCCGGGGGGCGCUAUUGAGCCUUCUAGACCAUUACGAUUGGAAUCGAUUUGUGUUUCUGUACGACACAGACCGAGGAUACGCCAUCCUGCAGGCCAUAAUGGAGAAGGCGGGGCAGAAUGGUUGGCAGGUUAGUGCAAUCUGUGUGGAGAACUUUAACGACGCGAGCUACCGAAGACUGCUGGAGGACCUGGACCGACGACAGGAGAAGAAAUUCGUUAUUGACCUCGAGACAGAACGGCUCCAGAACAUUCUAGAACAGGUGGUUAGUGUAGGAAAACAAGUGAAAGGAUAUCACUACAUCAUCGCUAACCUGGGUUUUAAGGAUAUCUCUCUAGAGAGGUUUAUGCACGGUGGGGCAAAUGUAACUGGUUUUCAGUUGGUGGAUUUCAGCAAACCAAUGGUGAUCAAGCUAAUGCAACGCUGGAACAAACUAGACCAGAGGGAGUACCCCGGUUCUGAGAGCCCACCCCGGUACUCAUCCUCUCUGACAUAUGAUGGCGUGUUGGUGAUGGCUGAGGCAUUUCGAAAUCUACGCAGACAGAAGAUUGACAUCUCUCGCAGAGGCAAUGCUGGAGACUGUCUGGCCAACCCUGCUGCUCCUUGGAACCAGGGCAUUGACAUGGAACGUACUCUGAAACAGGUGAGAAUCCAGGGCCUCACUGGGAAUAUCCAGUUUGAUCAUUAUGGACGGAGAGUCAACUAUACCAUGGAUGUCUUUGAGCUAAAGAGUAACGGCCCUCGCAAGAUUGGUUACUGGAACGACUUGGAUAAAUUGGUUCUGGUCCAGAAUGAGCUCUCCAUGGGCAAUGACUCGGCUAUGGAGAACAGAACUGUUAUCGUCACCACUAUAAUGGCGAUGGAGAAUUUUACCUCUGCAGGAUCAUCAUCAUUUCCAUCACUGCUAAAGAAUCCGCUGUUCAGACACUGAGUGGAGAAGAGGACGAGACAACUGUGAGAGAUCAGAGAGAGUCUAACCCCUCUCUCCCAUGAUUCAGCUGUUUUCACAAGCUCCGUCAGCUGAACUGCUGUAUUAAACAUUCACUAACCUUCUUGCCAUGUACUUGUGGAGCAAUGCAGCUUCAUGGGUAUUUCAGUUGACUUUUUUGUGAUUGUGAUUUAUUAGUUAUUUUAUAGGGAAUUGUUUUUUGUUUUAAUAAUUUUUCAACAACAUGUUAUAACUUUCUACAUCCCUGAAAAUGACUUUUCUUUUCUGCUGAUGCAGACAAGGUUGUGUGGGCAGGUAAUGUCAAAUAAUAAUAUCAUAGCAAACCAUCCACUAUAUAAUCAAACCACAAAGGAUAAAUUAAGUCACGCCCUAAAUUUCUUCUCUCUUAACAUUUCACUCAAAAAUACUUCAUAUUACGCAAGUUAAACACGCAAUAUAAAAUCAGCAGCAUGUUCAAAGACAAACAUGAAAUCAAAAUGUAUUUACUUUCUUAAUAUAUUUCCUGUUCAUUUUGUGCACAGUUUAUCAUUCUAAAGAAAAUCUGUUUCAUUAUCUUUCAUCAAAAAAAAAUAUUUCAUCAAAUUUUGUCUCUCCCUCUCACUCACUUCUGAUGUGGAUUUCAGUGGCUAAAUAUUGUAGAGUGGCCGCUGAGGUGUGUGUGGUCAAGUUUUCCCUACAUUGGUCCAUUCAAGAACAGUAAAACCUAAAAUCACCUACAUUGUGGGGAGCAGACUUAAUAAACAUGCUAAAUAAUCUCUAAGUGAAAAUGCAAAAAUGUUUCUGUGAUGUUUACUGUAUGACUAAGGCAAGGGUAAGUAGAUAAAAUAUAAUUAGCCCAAUAUAAAAACAAGAAAAGUCAAUGGAAAUUCCCCACCAUUAUAGUGAGACAAAGGCUACAUAUUAUUUUACAUGUUGGCUGCCAUGCAGAGAGAAAAUAAAUCAGGCAUACACUUUAUGCUUGCUCUUGAGUCACUUAAAAUAAUUAAUAAUUAAUCAAUUUAUUAAUAAUAAUUAAAAAAUAUUUUGCCAUACUUGGACAAUCUAUUCUGGAAGAAAAACAAUCAUUAAAUUAAUAAAUAACUACUCGCUUGACCUGAGCAUUGUUUUAAAGCUUAUAAGUGGGAAUUUACAAUGCAUAUAGGCAAUAUGACCAACUCUUAACAAGUUAUUUUUAAUUUGCUGACAAAUUUAAAGUAUUGCAUUUUCAUACAGUCAGUUAAUAUUGACUGUACACGAUAAUGUCAAUCAUAUGGUCAAAACAAUGUACAGAUCGAAAACAUCUCGAAUAGAAUACAACAAGCAUGGUUUUACUCACAUAACAAAUAUAUCAGGUAAAAGCCAUGAAAUCAGAGUUAAUACAUUAUAAACAGAUGUGGCUGUUUGUCACAAUUUCGCUGGUAGCUUUACAAAACAUAAUAUAAAAACAGUAGAUGCUCCCGAUUAAAACGAGCCCAAAUACAAUGUGAUGUGAUGCGAUCUAUGAUCGGUGUGAUAUGAUCAAGGGUAUACUUGACCUUUAGCUUCCACAUCCCUGCAAUAAAAUGGGCUGCAAAUGCAGUUUCAUGUCAACUUUAAACAAGAACUAUAUAAUUACGUAAUGUGUGCAGAAACAAGUUCGACAAUUCUUCCUAUAAAUAGACACAUUAAUUAAUCCAAUGAGAGUUCCCAAAUCGAUCAAGCACAUUUGACAGAUGCACAACAACACAUCACAAUGCAUAAGCAACACAUCCAGAUGUGUGUGUUUGAUGAAGACAGUAAGUGAAUGUGUGUUUAUGUCUGUAUUAGUGUGUAUAGUAAGCUCCAGGCAGAGAGAGGGACCGAUAUAGAGAGAGACAGACAGAGAGCGAGACAGAUUGAGGGAAAGAUGGCUGAGUAACUGAUAGCUGUAAUUAGUGUAACUCCAGUCUGAGGGGACGUGAGGCAUGUUUGUUCUAUGUAACGAUCAUUAACUCCACGCCUGCAGACAGCAGCCUAUUUAUCUACACUGAUGCCUGUGAGAACACAAACAAUCAGCUUAUCCAUAGGAAUGAACCAUGCCAGUUACACACACACACACACACACACACACACACACACAUGUUCAAAACGUAGCUCUUCCAUCCAUGAUUUGAUCCGUCCAUUCUUUCCAACCAGAUCUCAUGAAAAUUACAUGACUGUGGUAACAUUUUUUAAAAAAUGAUAUUGCAUGGUUCCUUACAUGUAUCGCGGCAAAUUCGAGGUGAAACAUCCACUGUGUGGCUCUUAAAGUUGAGGUUUUUAAGGUUAAAGUUCUACUGAGUUUUAAAUGAACAAAACUGACCUUCCUACCAUAAACCUUAAACCUAAACCUAACCGAGAGUGUCAGAAAAAGCAAAUGUGAGAUGAAAAAUAUAAUUGCUGAAGCAACCGCGCCACUGACCCCGUUUACACCUGGUAUUAAGAUGCGUUUCGGGUGAUCCGAUCAGAUAGCUAACUGAUAGCAUCAGAAAAAGCAAAUGUGAGAACAAAAAAACAUAAUUUUGUGGUGCUAAUAUGACACUUCUAGCUCAUGUUUUGACUUGUAGCUUUCAAAUCUCAUUUACAUUUAUAUUCAGAUUUAUCGCAUCAGUGAUGAACCAGUGAUCUAACUGUCAAACUUGGGAUUCAUUCAGCUAAAGCUAAAGGCCUCUAAAAUGUAAAACUAUGUAUAAACCAUGUAAAAAAUACUAUUUAAUGAAUUUAUGGUUGAAUGUACUUUCGAUUUUCACUUUAUGUAAAACAAUGUAUGCUUUUUCUUUUUUGUCUGUUUAAUGUCUAAAUGAUUUCUGCUUUAAUGUUUACAGUGGUUUCUCUCUCUACAGAUUUUAUGAACUUGUUUGAUGUUGGUGAUUUGCUCUAAUUAUACAGUACCAUAUCAUUUAAUCAUUAUUGGAAAACAUUAUCAACAGGCCUAUUGAUUUUCAUGAAUAACUACUUGUACACUUUGCCUCUAACCAUUUUAAUGUAAAUCAGUGUUUCAGAUUCUGCCUUUAUAGUUCUCCCAGACAGUAUAUAAACACCAUUUUAUUUAUCUGUAUAAUUUAUAAGUGUAAACUUUGUUUAGUGGGAAUGAUUCAAAUAAAAAAUAAUA
Myxocyprinus asiaticus (Chinese sucker) is the source of this 4585-nucleotide messenger RNA. Its product is annotated as glutamate receptor 4-like. Bases 154 to 1479 code for a protein of 441 amino acids. Gene Ontology annotation, molecular function: AMPA glutamate receptor activity; transmitter-gated monoatomic ion channel activity involved in regulation of postsynaptic membrane potential. The record is from RefSeq and is a predicted model, not a curated record. Lineage: Eukaryota; Metazoa; Chordata; Actinopteri; Cypriniformes; Catostomidae. Gene Ontology annotation, biological process: modulation of chemical synaptic transmission; synaptic transmission, glutamatergic; monoatomic ion transport. The transcript has 10 exons. Gene Ontology annotation, cellular component: AMPA glutamate receptor complex; plasma membrane; postsynaptic membrane.